CGGCAUUUUUGGAGAGGGAGGUCCCCGCCUAGCAUAUACAAACACUAAGUCAAGCAUCCUCAGUCGAUCCCACACGCUCAAGUAGUAGCCAGCAGAGAACUGACCUUUUCCCUCCCCAGGAACAGGAAGUGGAAGUGACCUGACAUCGACAUGGCAACAAAGGGAGUCGGCAUGGCUAACAAAGGUCCAUCCUAUGGCAUGAGCCGGCAGGUUCAGGAUAAGAUCGACAGUAAGUACGACCCCGAGCUGGAGCUGAUCCUGGUGGAGUGGAUCAGCCGUCAGUGUGGCUCCGGUGUUGGGAAGCCAGAGGCGGGCAAAAUGGGAUUCCAGUCUUGGCUGAAAGACGGCUGUGUUCUGAGCGAGCUGAUAAACAGCCUGUACACAGCAGACAAACCUGUGAAGAAGAUUCAAAGCUCAACCAUGGCCUUCAAACAGAUGGAGCAGAUCUCACAGUUCCUCAAUGCUGCAGAGAAGUAUGGCGUCACCAAGACUGACAUGUUCCAGACAGUGGACCUUUGGGAAGGUAAGGACCUUGCGGCGGUGCAGAGGACCCUGUCAGCUCUGGGUAGCUUGGCCGUGACUAAGGAUGAAGGCACAUAUAAUGGAGACCCCAACUGGUUCUUCAAAAAAGCGCAGGAGAACAAGCGAGACUUCAGCGAUGACCAACUGAAAGCAGGCAAAAAUGUGAUUGGCCUACAGAUGGGGACCAAUAGGGGAGCCAGUCAGGAGGGCAUGAGUUAUGGAAGACCCCGACAGAUCCUGUAAAUCACUGUGCAACACUUACCAGAAAAAAACCCUUCCACCCCUCACACCUUGUUAGAGCCUGUAAGCUUCAAACUGGUUUUCUUAACUCCCCUUUUAUCAGAAAACCUUCCCUGCAUUAGAGUUUAGUUACUUUUUACAAGUGCCCCCUACCUCCUGACACUGACCCUCUUCAUUUCAUGUAGACGCUUGCACUAGUUUUCACUGCUCAGACCAGAGCUCACAACCCUGAGUCCUUUCCCCUCUAGCUUGGACCAGUACGACAGAAUUUUGUAGUCCUGAUUGAAAAUAGAACUUUGAAAUGACUAAUGCAUUGAUUGGAGGUUAAAACACCAACGUGAUCAUGUGCCAACGUUGAGCUGUUCCUUCCUCAGGAACAGUAUUCCUAUUAGGCUAAAGAAAUACCUGACCAGUUGUAUCUGGCACGUUUCGUCUACCACUUCCCACAAUGCUUUGCCUGCUGUAUCAGUGCCAAUAUUUUUUGUACAUUGUCUUAUUAAAUAAUGACUUUGAAAAACC
Molecule: messenger RNA, 1281 nt
Organism: Labrus mixtus (cuckoo wrasse)
Lineage: Eukaryota; Metazoa; Chordata; Actinopteri; Labriformes; Labridae
Gene: tagln
Product: transgelin
Exons: 6
Coding region: 151-765 (204 amino acids)
Molecular function (GO): protein binding
Source: RefSeq, a predicted model, not a curated record